UUGCCUCCCUUCCACACCUUCCUCCUCAGAGGCAAGACAACAACAGCUGAGGCAGAGAAAGGGUAGAGAAUUGGAGAGCUGGGGCAGCCAAUUCCCUGAAGAUCCAGGUGUUUAAAGAAGGGGUCGGGUUUGUGAAGAUGGGAACUAUACAAGAGGCAGGAGAAAAGACAUUGGCUCUUGGGGUCAGGGAGAAUGCAGAAGCAGCAGGACUAGGAGCAUCCGUGAGACUUGCAGAAUUGGAGCUGAAGGAGGAGUGGCAGGAUGAAGAAUUCCCUAGAUUGCUUCCUGAAGAGUCUGACUCUUCUGAAGAUCCCGACGAUCCUAAAAGAGACUCACAGGCAGGUACCCCCAGCACUUUAGCCCUGUGUGGCCAGCGCCCCAUGCGUAAACGUCUUUCUGCCCCAGAGUUACGACUGAAUUUGACGAAGGGGCCUGGAGAUAAUGGUGCUUCUCCCAUCCACUCUGUACCCUCCUCUCCUGAUGACAGUUCUGACCUGGAAAUAGACGAAUUGGAGACACCUUCAGACUCUGAGAAGCUGGACAGUGGACAUGAAUUUGAAUGGGAAGAUGAGCUACCCCAGGCAGAGGGCCUGGGGGCCAGUGAGGCAGCUGAAAGGCUGGGCCAGGGUUGUAUGUGGGAUGUGGCUGGAGAAGACGGCCAUCGCUGGAGGGUUUUCCGGACAGGGCAGAGGGAGCAGCGAGUGGACAUGACUGUCAUUGAGCCCUAUAAGAAAGUCCUAUCUCAUGGAGGUUACCAUGGUGAGGGGCUCAAUGCUGUCAUCCUCUUUGCUUCCUGUUAUCUACCCAGAAGCAGCAUUCCCAACUAUACCUAUGUCAUGGAACACUUAUUUAGGUAUAUGGUGGGAACUCUGGAGCUGCUGGUAGCUGAAAAUUACCUGCUUGUUCAUUUGAAUGGAGGCACAAGCAGGGCUCAAGUUCCACCUCUGAGCUGGAUACGCCAGUGUUACAGGACUCUGGAUCGGCGGCUAAGGAAAAACCUGCGUGCCCUGGUGGUUGUCCAUGCUACGUGGUAUAUGAAGGCAUUCCUGGCACUGCUUCGGCCCUUCAUCAGUUCCAAGUUCACCCGAAAAAUUCGUUUUCUGAACAGCCUGGGAGAACUGGGCCAGCUCAUCUCCUUGGACCAGAUCCACAUCCCGGAAGCUGUCAGACGGCUGGACCAGGAUCUCCAUGACUCAGGAAGGACCUAGCAUAGGACUGGAAUAAAGGGCCUUAGAACCAAGCAAAGAUAUCCGUCAGCCUACACCUUUACCCCUGAAACAUCUAAGCUGUUUUGUAAAUCAUCUCAUCGUCAACCCCAGUACCACUGGAUCUUGACAUCUCAACGUGUCAUUCCUUCCCAGACCUUGCCUUCGAAGCAGAGCUUUGAGGUCUGGAACCUGAUCUGCUGGUGACUUGCAUUUCAGCCAGCAGUGGUAUUUUGUAUGGGCAAGUGCGAAGCUGUGGGUCCUUGUCCUGCUUUAGCUGUACAACCUGGGGCAGUCACUUCAUCUCCAUGAGUCAUUUGCAUCCUCUGGAAGGGGCUGAGAUCUCUCCGCCUGGGGGAUUCCAGCAGUCCGCCCGCCCGGAUGAGGGGCCAUGGGAAAAGCAGGGCUUCCCUGAGCACAGGCAGCCUGCCUGUGGGAGCCAGGAAAGAGUCCACGCCCCUCCUCUACCCGCCGCCCCCCCCACACACGCCCCCAAAAGCUUGGAGAACCGCUGUCUGCCCCUCAUCCCUUCUUAGCCAUGUCUGCUGCCUGGGAGCCCGGGAAGGAGUGCUUUCCAAACCUUUCUUUAGUCAAUUCAGAUGUGUGGUGGUUAAUAAAUUGCGAGAGAUUGGA
Molecule: messenger RNA, 1838 nt
Organism: Eptesicus fuscus (big brown bat)
Lineage: Eukaryota; Metazoa; Chordata; Mammalia; Chiroptera; Vespertilionidae
Gene: BNIPL
Product: BCL2 interacting protein like
Exons: 10
Coding region: 138-1208 (356 amino acids)
Biological process (GO): apoptotic process
Cellular component (GO): cytoplasm
Source: RefSeq, a predicted model, not a curated record